Molecule: messenger RNA, 458 nt
Organism: Dimorphilus gyrociliatus
Lineage: Eukaryota; Metazoa; Annelida; Polychaeta; Dinophilidae
Source: the annotation of a GenBank genome assembly
GCCAUCUAUUGCUCAUUGAAGAGCAACAACUGUGGUAUAUUUUGUGAUAAAAUUUUCAUUGUUUUUUAUUCACUUAUUUGCCGGCGAAUAACCGAUUUAGACAGGAAAUAGCCCGCGAACCAUUUUUGUGAACCAUUCCACUUCGUUUUUUGAACUCUUUUAGGUUACAAGCAAAUAUGGCUGACUCCAUAACAGUGUAUUAUACAAGCGUUUCAAGCGAUAUGCAGUUGAAGCAUAAGCAAACUUACAUCCUUAAUAUUUUGGAGAGCAAAAAGAUUGAUUUUACUGUAGUUGAUAUUGCGGUGGAACCGGAAGCGAAGGAAAAAAUGAGGGAAAUUUUGGAAAAUCCUAAAGCUAUUCCACCACAACUAUGCAAAGGAGAUGUAUACUUAGGGGACUAUGAAGCAUUUUAUGAUGCAGUCGAAAAUAGCGAAUUAAAUACUUUCCUAAGACUUUGA